This is a messenger RNA of Phialemonium atrogriseum, 3102 nucleotides long. RefSeq names its product fungal-specific transcription factor domain-containing protein. Bases 1 to 3102 code for a protein of 1033 amino acids. Lineage: Eukaryota; Fungi; Ascomycota; Sordariomycetes; Cephalothecales; Cephalothecaceae. The transcript is spliced from 4 exons. Gene Ontology annotation, biological process: DNA-templated transcription; positive regulation of transcription by RNA polymerase II. Gene Ontology annotation, molecular function: zinc ion binding; sequence-specific DNA binding; DNA-binding transcription factor activity, RNA polymerase II-specific. The record is from RefSeq and is a predicted model, not a curated record.
AUGGACGCUGCCGAUGUCUUCCGUCAAGGCUUAGGCUCGCUGGCCCCUCGACAACCGCAGAGCCUCUAUCCCAGGAGAGCACCAAUUCCGCAACCGCCUGGUCCUCCACAUCCUCCCGAUGACCGGUCAGAGAGCGAUGGCCCGCCGCAUCGCAUCGCACAUACCUUGACGGCGUGCUGCCGGUGCCGUCAGAGGAAGUCGAGAUGCGAUCCAACACUUCCCCGCUGUCUGCCUUGCGAGCGCUCCGGUUCCAUAUGCGAAUACUUCGACACCACAAAGGGCAGGAAGAUUAGCCGGUACUAUGUCGUCAGGCUGCAGCAGAAAGUGCGCCAGCUCGAGGCUGAGCUGGCCCAGUAUACCAAUGAGGAUGACGAAUACCCGCAAGACAAUGAGGAAAUCGUGCGGCCAGGGGGACUCAUACGCCUCAGCGAGACCGACGAGACGCCGCGGUUCUUGGGGCCAAGCAGCGGAAUUGCCAUGACGAGGAUAAUGAUGGAGGAAGCGAAGCGGCAUACAGACUCCAAAAGCAUAUCGGAUUUGAUACCCGAGGUUCGUGCCCGGAGGCGAGCGCGUGCGGACCGUAUGCAAAGCAUCGUCGGCUACAGGGGCAGCGUCAGUGCUCCUGGUUCGAGGAAAAAGAGCUAUCCCAUGAUCAGUGCCCACCCGGCGCAAAGCCUCCCGACACGGUCAAUCGCGGACAAGCUGGUUGAGGUAUUCAAUCAAAGGGCCCAGAUUUUCCACCCCGCAUUACACGAACCAGCGCUUCAAAAGGAUCUCGAAGACGUCUUCGAUGGCUGCCAAGAUCCGUUCAAGAAUUUCGUAGUGCGCAUGGUCAUGGCCAUCAGCCUCCAGAAGCUCGACACCCAAUAUGCUGGCCUGGCCGACAGCUAUUACCUGUCCGCCAUGCAGCAUUUCGAGGACGUCGUCCGUCCAAAAGAUCUGAAGACACUGCAGUGCCUGGUCUUGAUAGGACAGUAUUCUCUGCUAACCCCCACGAGGACGGCCGUUUAUUACAUCAUCGGCCUUGCGACGAGGAUUUGCCAGCAGCUCGGCCUCGGAGAGGAGAAGACCAUCACAGCUGGGUGCUCAAUAGGACUUGUCGACCCCCUGACUCUUGAUAUGCGGAGGCGCCUUAGCUGGAUCGUGACAACCAACGAGUUUGGCUUGGCACACAGCAUGGGACGUCCAAGUGGGUUUGCAAAAGGCGACGACCUCAUGGAUGUCAAGUUCUUCGCCACAGUCGACGACAAGAAUAUCACAGCAGCAGGAAUCAAGCAAGGACCGCCGAGCGAGAGGAAGCUUGUCUCGAUACACUUUUGUAAGAUGCGUUUGUUGCAGGCCGAGAUACGCCGCGUUCUCUAUGAGAAGAAACGGAGCGAGCCGAAGCAUGAAGACCAUCCCUGGUUUACCCAGAUGAUGGAGAAGCUUGAUGAAUGGAAGGACGCAUCCCCGGACAAGCCAGAAUGGUGCAAACCAUGGUUUACCGGCCGCUAUCAUACCAUGGUGAUAUUCCUCUACCGCCCCUCGCCUCAGGUCCCUAAGCCUACGAAGCAAGCUGCUUUGAGGUGCUUCGAGAGCGCGGCUCACGUCAUUGACCUCUCCAGUCAGCAAGUGAAGAGGGCUGCCGUCGAUAUCACCUGGGUCUUCCUAUUGACAGUCUAUACGUCGCUCAACAUAGUUCUUUGGGCCGUCUCAUACCCGGAAGUGAGAGAAAUUCAUACGCGAGAAGCGUCGGAGGAGCUCAUCAACAUAUCUCUGGACAUUGUCGACCAGUGUUCGGAACGCUGGCCUGGCACGACAGCCGCAUCGCAAUUGUAUGCUGUCUUUGCUCGAGCCUGUUUGCAAAGUUACGCAGCCAAGGAGAAACCACAACCGCCGAAGUCGAAUGGCAAUCGCGCGCUUCAUACACCCCCUCCUCUCGCAGACACCGACUCUCCUUCCGCCUCUGAGGUGUCGACGUCGACACCAGCCUCGGCUUCGACAGUGAGGGCAACGCAACAGCAGGGCGCACAGCCACGGCCAGCCUUCAACCCACCUCAGUUUGGCCACGUCUUCGACUCGACGCCUGAACAGAUGUCGGCUGGGUUUAGUUUUGAUCCCGACUCAUCACCCUUCCAGAAUUCACAUCCAACAUUCCGCUCAAAUUCCAUCUUUAUGAAUCCCGCCACAGACUCUCACGGUCGCCGGUUUUCCCAUUUCCCGCCGGACUUUACUCAGUCUGCGCAGACAAAACCGGCCGGGGAAUCGGGACCUCUAACGCCCAAUACGCCGUAUAAUACCCAGACCUCACCAUCUCUACAGUCACCCUUUUCGCAGCACACCUCGCAGUCGAUGAUGACCUACGGCGCGGACACCAUGCCCACUCCCCCGCGAUCACUGGCUCCACAGUCGCACGGCGAGUCAGAUAUGAGCAGCCUCUCGCCGACCCCGCCGGCGAUCAAGAUGGAGAGCGCGACCCCGACCCCGACCCUCCCGUACGCCAGUCCCGCCCAGGUCACCGCCGCCCAAGCAAGUCCGGCCCCAGCCGCGAACCUUAAGUACGAACCCGGCGAGCAACCAGCCCCGCCGAACCAGCAGGCACGCACACAGCCGCCCCCGCCUCAACCACCCCGCGCGCCGGCGACCUUCACCAUCCCAGCGGGACCACCCCAACAGGGCGCCGCCGCCCGCCAGCGACCCCUCCCGCCCACGACCGUAACCGACUGGUUCAGCCCCCCACCGCCAUUCAUCUCGCCGUACGCCUUCCCCGGCGGCGGCAUGGGCGGCGGGGGCGGCUACUGGGGCGACGACUACGGCAACGCGGCCGCCGCCGCGGCGCCGUUCUCGGGCCUCGGCAUCGGAUUCGCAUUCGGCGGCGCGGGGGGGGGAUACGGCCUCUCGGGGGAUUCCCGCGAUGGUGGCUUUGCGGCGGGCGGUGGCGGGGGCCCGCCGUUCCUCCAGUACGCUUUCCCGCCCGAGAGGCAUGGCAGCCUGAGCGUCGAGCAGCAGGUCGAGUUGAUGGAUGUGCUUGAGACGGAGGGCGUGGGGGAGAUUGAUGCGUUUCUGAGUACGGGGAUGGGGAUCGGCGGUGGUGGUGGAGGGGGAGGGAUCAGCUGGGUGUGA